Chanos chanos (milkfish) is the source of this 1104-nucleotide messenger RNA. Its product is annotated as alpha-(1,3)-fucosyltransferase 9-like. The transcript is spliced from 2 exons. NCBI's taxonomy places the organism in Eukaryota, Metazoa, Chordata, Actinopteri, Gonorynchiformes, Chanidae. Gene Ontology annotation, cellular component: membrane. Gene Ontology annotation, molecular function: alpha-(1->3)-fucosyltransferase activity. Bases 1 to 1104 code for a protein of 367 amino acids. The record is from RefSeq and is a predicted model, not a curated record.
AUGUCAACUUCCUUGUCACCCGGAUCUCAAAAGCCUCUCUUGAUUGGCGUCAUUUUGAUAGUAGGUUUUUGUACAAUUUUCUUUGUGUACUACAAACCAAAGCUAAGUUGGCUGCCCUGUCAUGGUUCUUCUGAAAAUCCCAAGAUUAAAACAUGCACUGAUAUAUGCCUUGGUGCUUUAGACAUAGCAAACAACACCAAACCCGUUGAUGAUACAGUCUUCUUGGUUUGGAUGUAUCCAUUUGGCCACAAACACAGUUUGACGUCCUGCCACUCUUUGUUCCAUAUUGAAGGGUGCCAUUUAACAGAUGACAAAAAUCUAUACAACAAUGCCAGCGGUGUAAUAUUUCAUCAUAGAGACAUCAAUUACGGCCUUCAGAACAUGCCAAAAAAGCCACGACCACCACACCAGAGAUGGGUCUGGAUGAAUGCUGAGUCACCAAGUAACUCCGGAAAGAUAGCAGCUCUCAAUAACCUGUUUAAUUUGACUGCAAAUUAUAGACAGGAUGCAGACGUUGUGGUACCUUAUGGAAAGCUUGUAAAAGCAACGUCAGACAGUGACUUUGAAAUACCUAAGAAGAAUAAACUAGUGUGCUGGGUUGUGAGCAACUGGCACCCAAACUAUGCACGAGUGAAGUACUUCAAUGAACUGAGUAAGUACAUCAAAGUUGAAGCCUAUGGACGACAUUUUGGGAGGUACAUAGACCAUAAUGACUAUUCAUCUUUAAUGUCAAGCUGUAAAUUUUACUUGUCAUUUGAGAAUUCAAUCCACAAAGACUAUAUAACAGAAAAGCUAUACAAUGCACUGAGGCUAGGCAGUGUACCGGUUGUGCUUGGUCCACCCCGAGAAAACUAUGAACAGCACAUACCAGGGGAGGCUUUUAUUCAUGUAAAUGACUUUCCCUCAGCUAAAGAACUGGCCGAACGACUCCAGUUCCUAGACAAGAAUGAGGAACAAUACAGGCAGUAUUUUACGUGGCAUAAACAUUUUGAUGUUAAGCUUUCCCUCUUUGGACUUGAACACGCUUGCCGUGCUUGUGAUUAUGUCAGGAGGAACCAAGGCUAUAAAGUGUUUACUAAUCUUAAUACAUGGUAUUGGGGUUAG